AGUCCAAUCCACAAAGGUCUGUCAAGACAAAAGCCGAGAGCAACCACAGCCACUGUAGCUCAUUCCCCUCAAAUCCAAGUGCUAAGAAGGACUUCUGGAGACAGCCACCACUCCCACUGCUGUGGGUGUCUCAAGCUUUUGCCUUACUUCCUCUGGCCUGCAAGUGUCCACAUCACAGCUAGCUCACAGUUGGCUUCAAGCAGCUGACGGAACGUGCUCAGUAGAGCAGCUUAGGUGCGGAUUUCAGCUCGGGAGCAGCAGGACUGCUGGAAAAUGAACAUCACCGUUGAAAGGACCCCUGUGCUGACUCUAAAUGUAGGAGAGAUCACACUUGGGAUAGAAAGUAGGAAAAACAUGGAGAAUCACGACAGGGUAGAAGAGAACAGGAACAUUUCAAUACCUCUGUGUGCUCUGUUGAAUUCUGGAGAGGGAACGGUCAAGGCUCACAUUAAAAAUCCAGACUACAUUUUCAGGGAACAUGGAAUAGGUGAGGAUUUGGAAACCUCUUUCAAGAACAUUUUGCCAUAUAGGCCCCCAGAAGUUAAGCAAGAUAAAUCCUACUUUUUCAUCUUUGUAAAAAAAUCACAGGGCCCAGAUAUCUCUGUUGGGAAGCCUGCCACCAUUGCAACCAAUUUGUACAUGAGAAAUGGGGCAUCUUCAGUUGAAAUGAACUUGGAUGCUGCUCAGGAGUUCUUAGAAAANCUNAAGNUUGCAGGAGGAAGGUCGCCUUCAGCAAGGCCUUCAGAAAGGCCAGGUGAUGAUACGCAAGAGGAAGUCCAUGUGCAGGAGUUGGCUGCUGCUUUUUUUAAACAGUCAAAACUUACAAAGAUGGAAAAAUUCUUAUUUAGUGAAUCCAAAAAUGUUGAAUAUAAAUCCUUUGAAACAAAAAAGUUGCUACAGCGAGUUAAAGAGGUUCUCCCUCGAACUGUUUCUGCCUUUGCCAAUACUGACGGAGGAUAUUUGUUUAUUGGUUUAGAUGAAAAAACCNAGCAAAUAGUUGGUUUUGAAGCAAAGAAUUGCCAGCCUAAGUGCUUANAGANUGAAAUAGAAAAGUGCAUCCAACAGCUGCCUGUCACUCACUUCUGUGAGGAGAAGGAGAAGAUCAAGUACAAGUGCAAAUUCAUCGAAGUCCACCAUUCCGGAGCUGUGUGUGCAUAUGUGUGUGCGCUCAGAGUGGAGAGAUUCUGCUGUGCAGUGUUCACUGCAGAGCCCGAAUCCUGGCACGUGAAAGAUGAUCGUGUUGAAAGGUUUACCAUAGNGGAAUGGAUCAAGUCCCUCAUGUCUUAGCUAGUCAGGUUCAGGAAGGGGAACUGGCAAUUAGAANACAUUUAGCUAGGGAAAUUGGAAGGGUUUCUCUUUAGGAUUUGAGACAAGAUCGUUACUCCUGAUUAUUCAGCUGCUGAUCUGGACUGCAUCUGGAACCUACCUGGGAGCCCAGAUUCCUCUCUCCCUGGUUUUACCUCAACUCCCUGUACUCACUUGUAAACAACCCCACCCCCAACCCAACAUCUCCCCAGUUCAUCUCUAUUUCAGGAACUGGCAUGUCUUCUAGGAAUUCUCUAUUCAGUUUUACUCCUACCCCUUCCCCAUGUUCCUUUCUCCCUAACCUUCUCUCCUCUCAGUCACCUUAUUAGAUAAUNCGCACCCCUAUGGUUUAUGAUGUGGAAAGUGCUGCACUGCUAUCUCAGGCUUUGCAAGAAGAAGGUCUGAGAUGAGGCCAGACCAGCACCUGCACACGGAGUCUGCAGAGUUCCCAGCAGCUGCUUCCGCCGCCCCCCAAGCUCACUGCUGCUUCAUGAGCCCCCUCCAACCUCUUGCUUUUCAUAACAUUUUCAAUAAAUAGAUUGAUAAGCAAAUAAAAGCCUCAAAAAUGUGCACACCGUA
Molecule: messenger RNA, 1884 nt
Organism: Mus caroli (Ryukyu mouse)
Lineage: Eukaryota; Metazoa; Chordata; Mammalia; Rodentia; Muridae
Source: RefSeq, a predicted model, not a curated record